Tachyglossus aculeatus (Australian echidna) is the source of this 1419-nucleotide messenger RNA. Its product is annotated as mutS protein homolog 5-like. The record is from RefSeq and is a predicted model, not a curated record. Gene Ontology annotation, cellular component: nucleus. NCBI's taxonomy places the organism in Eukaryota, Metazoa, Chordata, Mammalia, Monotremata, Tachyglossidae. Gene Ontology annotation, biological process: mismatch repair; chiasma assembly. The annotation marks the transcript as partial. The transcript has 6 exons. Gene Ontology annotation, molecular function: ATP-dependent DNA damage sensor activity; ATP binding; mismatched DNA binding.
AUGCACAAGACAGGCCUAUCAAGGUUUAAGGGAAAGCAACACCAUCAUGAGAGCAGAGAAGAGGGGACAGGUAGGACCCAACCCGGCCCAAAUGUCCUCACUCUGGCCAUAUUCCUCAUCAUCUGGGAAGGGAACGGUUUCUGCCGCUUUCACGAUAUUCCGAAAGCACCUUGCCCCUGCUGCCCGCUGUUAAACAAUAGAAAUGGAGCGGGCAGGAUCUCUGACAACAAGACUUCCCUAGGCAUGGCAUCCAAAAGCCCUCGGGGGCAGGUGGCUGGGAUGAUCCCCACCGACCCCCAGAUCUCACCAUCCACGCAGGGGCAUUUUGGGCAAGAGGAAGAGGAGGAGAGAGCAGAGACACACCUGAGCGUGGUGUGGCACGUGGGACACCUGGGCAUCGCCUACUACGACACGGGUGACCCCAUCAUCUACUUUAUGCCAGAUGGCCCAGACCAUGAAAAUCUCCGACUCCUCCAGCAAGUCGUGGAUGAGAUCGGGCCUUGGUCCAUCCUGACCAGCAUGAAGCGGGAUGAGAACAUGACUCGGUUCCUGGAAGGAUUGGCCUCCCCAGGUUCUGGCAACAACGAAGUGAUGGGAAGACCUGAAGUAGUCCUGUUUCCCAGCGUGGAUUUCCGCCUGGAGAUCAGCAAGCAGCGCCUGCUCUCUGGCUCCUUCUCCUUCAUCAUGGAGCCCAUGAGCCCCACAGAGAAGAUUCUCUUCCUCGCAUCCAUCGUGCCGUUCGACUGUCCCGGGACAGUCCGUGCUCUUGGGGGAUUGCUAAAGUUCCUGGACCAGAAGAGAAUAGGGGUGGAGCUGGAAGAAAGCAGUGGGGUCAUCCCCAUCCUCGGCUUCAAGAAGUUUGUCUUGACAAAUCUAGUGAGCGUGGAUCAGGACACCUACUGUGUGCUGCAGAUACUCAGGAGUGAGGCCCAUUCAUUGGUAUACAAGCUGGCCACAGGCCUGAAGGAGGGACUCAGUGUGUUUGGACUCCUGAACGGGUGCCGCUGCAAGUGGGGAGAAAAACAACUCAGGCUGUGGCCGAUGCGCCCGACCCGGGACCUGAGUGAGCUGAACGCCCAGCUGGAUGGCAUCCAGUUCUUUCUGCAGCCCCGGAAACUGGAGAUGGCCCUGGCGCUCCAUGGCCUAUUGGGGAACAUCAAGAACGUGCCCCUGAUCCUCAGACAGAUAACACUGUCUCACACCAAGGCCAGCGACUGGCAGGUCCUAUCAAAAGUCCGUGGGAGUCUCAGGGCGAACAGAAUUGUGCCACCCCUGCUCUGCCUGCAGGAAUGGACGCGCCCUCAAGUCACUGGCACUCCCCGGCUCCAGCGUGUCCCCGGCCCCUGCCUCUCCAUCCUCCACUGGUGGGCCGAACACAUUCGACACAGUUCUCGGCUGCCCGUUGACGGUCUAUACGUG